UAAAUGCAUGCUUUCUUUACAAACUUUACUUGUGGACCUUCCUCAUUUUUAUACUUCAUAUUUUUCUUACUAGGUAUCUAAAAACAGCAUUUAUAUUGCUUCAUUUCUCUUGAAAUAGAAUCAUACAACCAAAGAAAGCUAGAGUGACAAAAGAAGAGAAGAAAAAACAGUUUAUAAGUAGCUUUUAAUCAACAAAAACAUCUUAGAUUAUGGGCAAGUUUAAAUUCAGAUUAUCUGAUAUGAUGCCAAAUGCUUGGUUUUACAAGCUCAAAGACAUGGGAAAUAAGAGGAAAAAAUCCAGCCCUACUACAACUCAAACAACCAUUACAAGCACAAAAUUUCAGCAACACCACCCAAAAAACAUCUAUAUCUAUCCCACCUUUCCUGAGUCCGGGAUCAGGUUCACUGAUCCCUUAUACAAUUCGCCGAGGAGGGUCUAUAGCAGACCCUCCUCGAAUGCUCGUUCUUUCGCAAGACCUACUAAAAACUCAUCUAGUAGUCCUACCAUAAACAAAAACACAACAGUUUACAAUCAAAAGAAUUACAACAGUUUUUCCUCUGUUAUUGAUCAACCUAUCUAUUACUCUGUCUCUUCGAGUGAGCAUGGUACACCUAAAGCUAAUGAUCGCAGCAGGGAAAGCCUUGAAUUCGAGGGCGAGUUAUUGAUGUUUGAUGAAGUGGGUUCUUGGAGUUCAUCUUCAUGUAGUGGAUGCUGUAGGAUUAGUUCAUCUACUGCUGAUAUUAUCAUAGACUUGAAUCAUCAUAAUCAUUAUAACUACCAAGCACAAAAACAAAAUGAUGAAGAAUCAUCAUCUUUUAGUAGGAAGUUUCAGAAGUUGAAUGAGUUUGAUGCAGCAUUAUCUGAGCUUGAGCUUCGUCCUAUAUUAACUAAGAUUCCAAAAGAAGCAUUGUUUAACAAGAUUGAUCAUAAUAGUAAGAAUGAUAAAGAGGUGAAAUCGCGAAGAAGAUCAAGUUUAUCUGAUAGUUUUGCUAUUAUUAAGUCAUCUAUAGAUCCUCAAAGAGAUUUCAAGGAUUCUAUGAUGGAGAUGAUUCAAGAAAAUAAUAUAAGGGGUUUUAAGGAUUUAGAACAACUUUUAGCUUGUUAUCUUUCAUUGAAUUGUAAAGAGUAUCAUCCUUUAAUUGUUGAUGCUUUUGAGCAAAUUUGGCUUGAUUUAUUCUGAUUUUCAUAGCAAGAUGUAAAUUGUAAAUAUUUUCCUAGUUGUAAUUGUUUCUUCUAGAAAAUAAUUAUCAGAAUUAUGUA
Messenger RNA from Beta vulgaris subsp. vulgaris (sugar beet), 1261 nucleotides. Its product is annotated as transcription repressor OFP1. The coding region runs from base 210 to 1181 and encodes 323 amino acids. The record is from RefSeq and is a predicted model, not a curated record. NCBI's taxonomy places the organism in Eukaryota, Viridiplantae, Streptophyta, Magnoliopsida, Caryophyllales, Amaranthaceae. Gene Ontology annotation, molecular function: DNA binding. Gene Ontology annotation, biological process: negative regulation of DNA-templated transcription. The transcript has a single exon.